AUGGAAGAGGCUCAGCUGCUAACGGCCUUAAACUCCCUUUUUGGUUCGGGGGACCCGGCGACACAGAGACAGGCAGACGAAUGGCUGAGGUCUUGGCAGCAAUCCGCAGGGGCCUGGGAGUCUUCGCUUGAGCUGCUGGCCCCGAAGCAGCCGCCCCUGAGUGCAGAGGUAAACCCUAAACCCUAA
This is a messenger RNA of Eimeria necatrix, 186 nucleotides long. RefSeq lists its product as hypothetical. Bases 1 to 186 code for a protein of 61 amino acids. The transcript has 2 exons. Lineage: Eukaryota; Apicomplexa; Conoidasida; Eucoccidiorida; Eimeriidae. The record is from RefSeq and is a predicted model, not a curated record.